CUCACAGCUCAGCUCAUCACAGCUCAGCUCCUCAGUCACAGACAGCCAACAGCAUGGACACCAAGAUCAUCCUCCUUCUCCUGGUCACAGCCCUCGCUGCUCUCCACACCACACAAGGGUUUCCAGCAUUCCCACCUAUCUCAUGUUGCACCCGGGUGGUUAAUUACUUCACCAAACACCUGGGGAAACGGGUCACGAAAGUGGAGAUUCAGAAAACUAAUCACUGCACGAUCAAGGCCGUUGUGCUUCACACAAGCAAACGUAAGCUUUGCGUAGAUCCCAAUAACAAGGCUCUGAAAAAGUGGCUGAAGGCGAGAAAGAUCCCCAUGUGAGGGUGUGCGAGCGACGACCAGGACGAGGGGAGGGGAAGGGGAGACCCCGGAUGGAAGUGAACCCCAACUACGGAAAGCUCACAUGUGCCACUUGCUCCGAGGCCUUCAGUCAUCCAGACACACAGGCCUCUCGCCUACACCUGUCCC
Messenger RNA from Callorhinchus milii (elephant shark), 479 nucleotides. RefSeq names its product C-C motif chemokine 28-like. Bases 54 to 332 code for a protein of 92 amino acids. The record is from RefSeq and is a predicted model, not a curated record. Gene Ontology annotation, biological process: immune response. NCBI's taxonomy places the organism in Eukaryota, Metazoa, Chordata, Chondrichthyes, Chimaeriformes, Callorhinchidae. The transcript has 3 exons. Gene Ontology annotation, molecular function: chemokine activity. Gene Ontology annotation, cellular component: extracellular region.